Messenger RNA from Sceloporus undulatus (fence lizard), 598 nucleotides. Its product is annotated as dihydrolipoyl dehydrogenase, mitochondrial-like. Lineage: Eukaryota; Metazoa; Chordata; Lepidosauria; Squamata; Phrynosomatidae. Gene Ontology annotation, cellular component: mitochondrion; oxoglutarate dehydrogenase complex. The coding region runs from base 152 to 583 and encodes 143 amino acids. The record is from RefSeq and is a predicted model, not a curated record. Gene Ontology annotation, molecular function: dihydrolipoyl dehydrogenase (NADH) activity; flavin adenine dinucleotide binding. The transcript has 5 exons.
GUAGUCGGAGACAGGCUUGGGGCCUACUCCUUGCCACUGCUGCGCAUGCGCGAGUCCAAGGCGUCCUUGCGCUGCCAUUGCCUUUGAGGCCCUGCGUGAAGAAGGCUGAAGGAGCUGCAUAGGGCCAGGCAACGACGAGGAGAAGGACGCCAUGCAGACGUGGAGCAGGCUCUGCUGCGCCUUGGCCCAGAGAGGCCAUUUCAGCCGGAUACAUCAUGGCUUGCAAGGGAUUUCUGCAGUGCCUUUAAGAACAUAUGCUGACCAAGUUGAUGCUGAUAUAACUGUUAUUGGUUCUGGCCCAGGCGGUUAUGUUGCUGCUAUCAAAUCUGCUCAGCUUGGCUUUAAGACAGUCUGUGUGGAGAAGAAUGAAACAUUAGGUGGAACAUGUUUGAAUGUUGGAUGUAUACCUUCUAAGGCCUUGCUAAACAAUUCACACCUCUAUCAUCUGGCCCAUGGAAAAGACUUUGCUAGCAGGGGAAUUGAAAGUGAGUAUGCAUUACAUCUAUUCACAUUUCACACAUCUCACUAUUUUAGAGUAUUAAGGUCUUGUCUUAUACUGUUCUACCUUCAGAAGGUGGCAUAAAUUCCUAAAUGCAUG